Messenger RNA from Loa loa (African eye worm), 861 nucleotides. RefSeq lists its product as hypothetical. The record is from RefSeq and is a predicted model, not a curated record. Lineage: Eukaryota; Metazoa; Nematoda; Chromadorea; Rhabditida; Onchocercidae. Bases 1 to 861 code for a protein of 286 amino acids. The transcript has a single exon.
AUGGGCACAAUAAGUGCACUAAUUGUCAUCUGUUGUUUGAUUAUUUCCGCUGCAUUAACUGUAAUUAUUAUUCUGGUAACUAUACCAACUGAAAUUACUCACGAAUCAAAUUUUCCCGAGAUAUGGAUUAAUCGAAAAAAUAUCCUCGAUGAUACCAAAAGAAUACCAUAUAACCUGAAAAACGAUUUAUUACAAAAUUUACCCGUAAUUGGAACUACUGGAGCAACUUCAACUACUACUACUACUACUACUAGUACUACCACUACUAUUAUUACUACUACUACUACUGCUUUUGCUAGUGCUACCUUAAUUACUAAUACUACUCUAGUAGCAACAACAGCUAUCAAUCUUAUUACUUUACCUAAUACUGCUAAAAUAUUGAAGCAUACAAAAUUUGAAAAUGAUAAGCUAUCUUAUCAAUCAUUGAUAUCAUCAACCACGAUACCAAUAAAAAUCUGGAAAUCGAAUCAAAAUAAAUCAUCACAAAGACGUACCACAGUAAAUUUAAGCACCAAUAUUACGGUAACACGAGGAAAAAAGGUAACAUUAGGUAAUCGACGAUCUGCGACACAAAUACGACAUCAUUCGAUAUCUAAUGAAGUAACACCAAGAAAUUUACGACAAAAUUUAGCAACAUUAAUGUUACAUCAACAUAUCGAGCAAUUACCAUUGAAUGAUGAUAAUUUAGCAAAGAAUAAAGGAGAAAGAGAGCAAGUGAUGCAAAUGACAUUGUUAAAUGAGGUGACAUUUCCGAAUGAUGUCAAAGUGGUAGGAUUAGCGAUACAACAUGAACUUCUUUAUGUUGCUACUAAUGAUGGUCAAAUUGCAAUGAUAAAUCCGGAAACUGGUAAACAGGUAUGA